Molecule: messenger RNA, 432 nt
Organism: Alligator mississippiensis (American alligator)
Lineage: Eukaryota; Metazoa; Chordata; Crocodylia; Alligatoridae
Product: galectin-4
Exons: 4
Coding region: 1-432 (143 amino acids)
Molecular function (GO): carbohydrate binding
Source: RefSeq, a predicted model, not a curated record
AUGAAGGUGACUGCCCACAAACUGGUGGCUCCUGUCACCAUCGUCUUCGAUUCAACAUUUAAACCUGGGACGAAGAUGAGGAUCUCCGGCUCGAUGCCAGAUCCGUAUGAUUCGUUCCUUAUGGAUUUCUGCUGUGGGGAGGGGAACACUGAUGACAUUGCCAUGCGGAUGAAGCCCAGCUUCCAGUCCCAAACUGUGGAGUUCAGCACCAGGAAAAGCCAGGAGUGGACCCAGCCAGUUAUUGUGAAACAGAACCCCUUCAGGAGGGGGCAACCGUUCCUCCUGGAGCUUCAAGUCGUGCAGGACAACUACAGGGUGCUGGUGGAUGGAUCGCCAUUACAAGACUUCAAAUAUGACACCACCCAGGAUCCAGUUCGUGUUCUCAAGAUAGUUGGACAAGUGGAGAUCCAGAAGGUCGAGAGAGAUGUGUGA